Radiomyces spectabilis is the source of this 598-nucleotide messenger RNA. RefSeq lists its product as uncharacterized. The transcript has 5 exons. Lineage: Eukaryota; Fungi; Mucoromycota; Mucoromycetes; Mucorales; Radiomycetaceae. The record is from RefSeq and is a predicted model, not a curated record. The coding region runs from base 66 to 491 and encodes 141 amino acids.
UCCCAUUUUUUUCCUCGCAUUCUGGUUUUUUUUUUCUUCUGCAAAGUAAUUGGUCUAACAAAGAAAUGAGCUGGUUCCAACGCCAAAUUCGAUUGCAAAGACGUGGCAAAGGUUGCCAUUUGGUCCAUGACGAAAUUGUAAAACAAGUGCCCGAGAUUCGCGACUACAAGGUCGGCAUGGCCAAUAUUUUCUUACAACAUACAUCUGCCUCAUUGAUGCUCAAUGAGAACUGCGAUCCUGAUGUGCGACGCGAUAUGAAUAUGGCGCUUGAUAAAAUCUGUCCUGAAGAUUUUCCAUAUAUUCAUACCGAUGAAGGCCCAGAUGAUAUGCCUGGUCAUUUGAAAUCCGGCAUUAUCGGUGUUUCGUUGAAUAUUCCCAUUUCAAACGGUCGCCUGGCAACAGGCACAUGGCAAGGCAUCUAUCUUUGUGAGCAUCGCAAUCACGGCGGCGAUAGAAAGGUGGUAGUCACCCUUCAAGGAGAAAAGAAAUAAAUAGAAUAUAAACCGAUGAUUAUUGUUGAUUUUGAUGACAGGGAAAGCAAAACGAUGUAAAAGUACAUCACUGAAUAAAAUGAAAAUUCUAAAAAGCAAAUAAAGAU